AGCAUGGCGCACUUCCUGGAUACAAGCCAGUCACAUUGAACCAUGGCAGCGCUGUUGACCAGGCUGCACCACAUUGCGCUCAACGUUUCCAACGCGGACAAAGUUUCCCGUGACCUUGUCUCUAAAUUCAAGUUCAGUUUGUUCGCCACCAGGCUGAUCGACGGGGCCAAGCAGCUGGCUUUCCGAAAGGGAGCGGCUGUUUUCAUCGUGAAUGAGACACCGAGCCGGAGAAUGAAUGAGAAGCUCCACAUUACAGACUCGCAUCCACGUGAUCCGCCCGGGGUCCACGUGGGGAAACACAGCCAGGACAAGUGUCUUUACGACGUCAGCGCGCGUUACCCGGUGGACACGGUGAACAACGUGUGUUUCGAGGUGGACGAUGUGGAAAGGUCAUGCGCUGCUCUUCGCCGGCUGGGCUGCGAGUUCAUGGUUCCGCCAACGACAGUUCACGACGACUGUGGUUACGUCACCUACUCGGUGGUGAAAUCCAUCGUGGGAAACGUGCGCCACACAUUAAUUGACAGGACUAAAUACAAGGGCAGCUUCCUGCCCGGGUUUGAUGGCGUUGGAAACGACCUCAGCGUCCCGGAAACGGACACGUCUUGUCCGAUCACACAUUUUGAUCACAUCACGUAUGUCUGUCCCAAGAAAAGCACCCACCAGGUCAUGAGGUGGUACGAGAAGCUCUUUGGGUUUCAAAGGUUUUUCAUCGACAGUGAUGAACAUGUGGACGAAGGUUUUGUCAUAAACCAGGAGGGCAUUGGACUGCGUCUGACCGCCAUGGAGUACUGGAAAUGCAGCAAAGCCGGCAUCACUCUCCCCUCCGUGGACAAAAAGGAGCCUGACUGCAAGUUUGUGAUUGCUGAAUCCCUCUCUGAACAAGGCAGGAAUCAGGUGGACACCUUCUUGGAGCAGCACGGGGCCCCUGGGAUCCAGCACAUUGGACUGUACACCAACAACAUUGUUUCUACCGCUCGUGCGAUGGCUGAUGCUCGUGUCCAGUUUUUCUCACCGCCUCAAGCCUACUACACGCAGGUGGGAAAACGGCAGGAGAUAGAGGAGGCGGGACACAACCCCCAGAUGCUGGCGAAGCAUGGCAUUCUCCUGGACCUGAGCCGGGAGCCGUCAUCACAGGCUGCAUCCAGUGAGAACCGAGGAUACCUUCUCCAGGUGUUCACCAAGCCCAUCUUUGCAGAGGACACCUUCUUCCUCGAGCUGAUAGAGCGAAGGGGGGCAAAAGGUUUCGGUGAGGGGAACAUCAGAGCGCUGUGGAGGUCUGUGCAGGCGCACAUGGAGAAUCAGGGGGGGGAUUCUCAAGGAGAGGAAUCCCCAAAAGCGGUGCAAACUUCCCAGUAUUAGUCACUCCAGAUAUUUUUAACCGAGGCUAUUUUAUUUGCUCUUUCUUUUAAAGAAAUGUGAGUACUUAUAAAAUAAGUAAAAAGAAGAAGAAGAAGAAAAAAAAAAGAAUGUAUAAAUACAUAUAAUAUAUUUACAGAUUUCACACAAGUGCUUUCCAUUUUGUUUUUCUAUUUAGUGGUAAAUCUCAAGGCGCCUGUUGCACUGCUAACAAGUACAAAUCAUGAAUUGUAUAAAUAUCCAUCUAUUAAGAUGUAAAUCUGCACUUUAAACAAAGCGGUACUUAAACCGAUGCUACGUAUUUGACUUGAAACUUGAAAUGUUACUCCAAAACUACACUUUCUGUCACAGUAAAAGAAUGUCUUUGUUUUCAUUGUGUCAAAGCAAAACAACUGCCCGACUUCACAGCAACUGCUCCUCAAUAAAUCUGUUUCUCAAA
Molecule: messenger RNA, 1795 nt
Organism: Cyclopterus lumpus (lumpfish)
Lineage: Eukaryota; Metazoa; Chordata; Actinopteri; Perciformes; Cyclopteridae
Gene: hpdl
Product: 4-hydroxyphenylpyruvate dioxygenase-like
Exons: 5
Coding region: 43-1359 (438 amino acids)
Biological process (GO): aromatic amino acid metabolic process
Molecular function (GO): 4-hydroxyphenylpyruvate dioxygenase activity
Source: RefSeq, a predicted model, not a curated record